AUGUCGCCUCACCACCGAAACGACAGUGAAGACCUCGACCUUGAAGCACAGACUUCCAGAAGGUCGUUACACAGUGAUGCUUCGUUCAUAUCAGGCCAAAGAAGUCUUCGUCGAACUUACGGCGCCACAGACAACGAGCAAGUAUCUUUAUCGUCAAUUAGACCAAUUCAUUCGGCGUUUAGCCCAAGAACCGACGAUUCCUCAAUUGUUCAAGACUUUGCCAGUGUUCACAGUAACGAAACCAGACCCAGAUCGCCUCAACCACUGUUUGAAUCUUUGGCACCGCUUGUAAGACAAAGGGCGCUGAUUUUCUCUACAGCAUCGUCAAUGGCAAAGUUUCUUUGGAACAGAGUUCACUCUCCUGAACGCAGGUCGUUCACGUUGUUCCAUAAGUGUCUUGCACUUACAACAGUGGUAUUGGCUGGUGGAGUCGGUUACUACGUCGCUACGGGCCGGAGCCAGGAGUUGUGGCUUGCAAUUGCAUCGUUCUUAUGCUGGGUCCAGAGCCGUCUCGGGCGGAACGAACUCCCAUUCUGUGAUACCUCGUAA
Molecule: messenger RNA, 549 nt
Organism: Candidozyma haemuli
Lineage: Eukaryota; Fungi; Ascomycota; Pichiomycetes; Serinales; Metschnikowiaceae
Exons: 1
Coding region: 1-549 (182 amino acids)
Source: RefSeq, a predicted model, not a curated record